Cololabis saira (Pacific saury) is the source of this 1280-nucleotide messenger RNA. RefSeq names its product eukaryotic translation initiation factor 3, subunit I (gene eif3i). The coding region runs from base 124 to 1101 and encodes 325 amino acids. NCBI's taxonomy places the organism in Eukaryota, Metazoa, Chordata, Actinopteri, Beloniformes, Belonidae. Gene Ontology annotation, cellular component: cytoplasm; eukaryotic translation initiation factor 3 complex, eIF3m. The transcript is spliced from 11 exons. Gene Ontology annotation, molecular function: RNA binding; translation initiation factor activity; protein binding. The record is from RefSeq and is a predicted model, not a curated record. Gene Ontology annotation, biological process: cytoplasmic translational initiation.
CGGAACUGCUCCACUUCCUUUCUGCCGCCGCAGCAGCGCCUGAAACACGAGUGUAGACUUUUCCGUCUUUACGCGAGGCGCAGCACACAUACUGGGCCGGCUGGUAGCGCGCAGGGGACAAACAUGAAACCCAUCCUGCUCCAGGGCCACGAGAGGUCCAUCACUCAAAUCAAGUACAACAGAGAAGGAGACCUGAUCUUCUCUGUGGCCAAAGACACUGUAGUCAACGCGUGGUACUCUGUCAACGGGGAGAGGCUUGGCACCUACAAUGGACACACGGGAGCUGUAUGGUGUAUUGAUUGCGACUGGGACACUAAGAACGUAUUAACAGGAUCAGCUGACAACAGCUGUCGACUCUGGGACUGUGAGACGGGUAAACAGCUGGCCCUGCUCAACACCAAUUCUGCCGUCAGGACAUGCGGCUUCGACUUCAGCGGCAACAUCAUCAUGUUCUCCACAGACAAGCAGAUGGGUUACCAGUGCUACCUGAACUUCUUUGACCUCAGGGAUCCACAGCAGAUGGAGGACAACCAGCCCUACCUCUCCGUGCCCUCCACCGACCCCAAGAUCACCAGUGCCGUGUGGGGGCCACUGGGAGAGUUCGUCAUCGCCGGCCACGAGAACGGAGAGAUCAACCAGUUCAGCGCCAAGUCGGGAGAGGUCCUGAAGAAGUGCAAGGAGCACACCAAGCAGAUCAACGACAUCCAGUCAUCAGUGGACCUUACGAUGUUCAUCACUGCCUCCAAGGAUAACAGCGCCAAACUGUUUGACUGCAGUACUCUGGAUCACAUCAAGACUUUCAAGACAGAGAGACCGGUCAACUCCGCUGCCAUCUCCCCCAUCAUGGAUCACGUGGUGAUGGGAGGUGGUCAGGAAGCCAUGGAGGUCACGACUACUUCCACCAGGAUUGGCAAGUUUGAGGCCAGGUUCUUUCACGCCGCCUAUGAAGAGGAGUUUGGCAGAGUCAAAGGUCAUUUCGGCCCCAUCAAUUGUGUGGCUUUCCAUCCGGAUGGCAAGAGUUACAGCAGCGGAGGAGAAGAUGGAUAUGUAAGGAUUCAUUACUUUGACCCUCAGUACUUUGACUUCGAACUGGAGGCGUAAACAGACUCAACCUCCCUCAACGCCGCAGCAUUCUCAGUCUCCCGAGGGGAUUCAGCUCCUCCUCUCCUGAACUGAUCUGUCAGAAAUAAACAUUUCCCAGCAGUGGUUGCAUUUAGUUUGUACUCUUUGGAUUACUUCAAAAUAAAGAGAUUGAGAGAAGAUCGUUUGUAACACCUUUU